This is a messenger RNA of Dioscorea cayenensis subsp. rotundata (Guinea yam), 1169 nucleotides long. Its product is annotated as UPF0603 protein OsI_019212, chloroplastic. Lineage: Eukaryota; Viridiplantae; Streptophyta; Magnoliopsida; Dioscoreales; Dioscoreaceae. The transcript has 3 exons. The record is from RefSeq and is a predicted model, not a curated record. The coding region runs from base 81 to 944 and encodes 287 amino acids.
UCCAAUCCAAAGAAACCAAGAACACCACCUCCUUCUUCUUCUUCUCCUUCACUCCCAUUCUCACUCCCACCAUUCCAUCAAUGGAUCCCAUCCUCUUCUCCCCUUCCUCAUCCUCUCCUCUCCUCCUCCCUCACCAUUCCCUCCUCUCUAAGCCCCCUCCUCCUCCUCCGAGAAUCCCAUCCCUUUCCAAUCCGAUCUUUGCAUCCCUUUCCAAGCACAACCAUGUCUUGUCUUCUCAAAAGAGCUGGAUUUCUCACCUCCACCAUGGAUUGGCCGCUCUCGCUCUCUCCAUGGCUGUCAAUUUCUCACCUUUCUCAAUUGUUGCUCCUGCCUCUGCUUCCGAGUUUGAUGUCCUCUAUGAGCGGCCGCCUUCUGAUUCCUAUCUCGUUGAUGAUGCCAAUGUCCUGAGCCGUGUGACGAAGUCCGAUCUGAAGCAGUUGUUGUCUGAUUUGGAGUCCAGGAAGAACCUCCACAUCAAUUUCAUCACUGUUCGCAAGCUCACUAGCAAGGCAGAUGCUUUUGAGUAUGCCGACCAAGUGUUGGAGAAGUGGUAUCCCACAAUUGAAGAAGGAAACAACAAGGGUAUUGUCGUGCUUGUUACUAGUCAGAAGGAAGGAGCAAUCACUGGUGGACCUGCAUUCAUUCAAGCUGUUGGAGAAACUGUUCUAGAUAAUACUGUAUCAGAGAACCUUCCAGUGUUGGCUACUGAGGAGAAAUACAAUGAAGCUGUGUAUAGCACUGCCAAGCGUCUUGUUGCCGCCAUUGAUGGACUACCAGAUCCCGGCGGGCCAAAGUUUAAUGAGAACAAGCGGGAAUCAAACUUUAAAACGAGAGAAGAGACCGAAGAGAAGCGCGGGCAGUUCAGCCUUGUGGUUGGGGGAUUGCUUGUGAUUGCCUUUGUGGUUCCUAUGGCUCAAUAUUAUGCAUAUGUGUCGAAAAAGUAGAUGUUCUUUGCACAUGUCAUGCAUUUUCUUGUGCAGAGAGGAAAUUGGUCCAGAAAUUAGGACCUCUUUGUAAGGGAUUCUAGUUUUUACUGAAGUAUUGAGAUGUGUACAAAUGAGUUUUAAUUCCACGUUGUUGUGAUGUUAAGCAUUCAUUGCAUGUACAAAAUUGAGGGUAUUAUUUUGAUGGAGGUUCUUGAGUAUGGAUUACAAACUUUGCUGUGAUUA